GUGAUUUUUAAGCUGCACACAACUUUCUUUUACGCGGCCUGUGGACAGCAGUGCAUUAGAUUACUGGGCAAAUCAUUUAAAUGAAAAAUGAGUGAGAACUUGGAAAAUAUAACAGAAACGGCUUCUAAAGUUGCCGAAGAUGUAAGCAAACCAUCAGAAAAUAUUUCCUUAAUAUCACAUGCGGAGUUAUCACCUCAUCCCGAAGAAUCAGCUUCAUCUAUAUCAAUUGAAGUUAAAGAACUAAAUUCCACUUCAAUAGAACAAGAAGAAAUAACAUCAAAACCUAGAGAGUCAACGGAAGAGGCUGAACGCUGUGAAGAAAUAAUUUCCUCUCCAAGUUGUACGGACGUCGCCAAUUCUACACAAGUUUCCAUUAAAACGUGUGCAGCUGAAGAUGUAAAAGACACCAAACAGUUAAAUGAUGAACUAAGUGAGAAUUCUACACGUUCACCAGUCACCAACUUGGUGACUAGCUCAGACGCGGAUGCGAACUAUGCAGAACACGUGACAUAUGGCUCUGACGGCAUCGCAAUUUAUACAGAUCCCAAGACAAAUUAUAGGUACAAAUGGUGCACAAUAGAAAAUAAUUGGCUCCAUUGUGACACAGAGAAAAAUCAGAUUACAAUAGGGAGCAAUGCCGAUCUCUACGAGAAUGAUCAUUAUAAAUGGUGCAGUCAGACUCAAAAAUGGAUACCUAAGGCGCAGGCGCAAACUACCGAAACCGAGCAUUACAAGUGGGAUGCUGAAAAGAAAAGGUGGAUACCAAAAGAUUUAAGUGCACAAACAGACACAGAAUCUAAUUCUGCGAGCAUAACAUACGAUAUUGAUGAGGACGGAAAUCGCAUUUAUACAGACAAAGAUGGCACAGUGUUUUUUUGGGACUCAACCAAGAAUGCCUGGUUUCCAAAAAUUGAUGAUGACUUUAUGGCGCAUUAUCAGAUGAAUUAUGGCUUCAUAGAUAAUACUAGCGCAUCGGAGGAGGAGAAACGGCGCAAGGCCGAGCAAGAGGAAAAACUGAAGGAGUUUGAAUUGCAACGCAUGACCGAGGAAGCAAAAGCUUCUGCGGAAGCGGCAACAACUGCGACUAAGCGAAAAAUGCAGGAGCCACCAAAAUGGUUUGAUUUGGAUCCCGAGCGCAACACAAAGGUUUACGUUUCUAAUUUGCCAUUGGACAUUACAAUGGAUGAGUUUGCGGAGCUGAUGGGCAAAUGCGGUAUGAUAAUGCGCGAUCCUCAAACGCAAAAGUAUAAACUUAAACUAUAUGCGGAGCUGGAUGGGCAACUAAAGGGCGAUGGCUUGUGUGACUAUAUUAAAGUGGAGUCUGUGGGACUGGCGUUAAAUAUCUUGGAUGAGUACAAUCUUCGUGGCCAUAAAAUCCGCGUUCAACGUGCCGAGUUUCAGAUGCGCGGAGAAUAUAAUCCGGCACUGAAGCCAAAACGCAAGAAGAAAGAUAAGGAUAAAUUGCAGAAAAUGAAAGAAAAGCUCUUCGACUGGAGGCCGGAAAAGAUGCGUGGUGAGCGGUCGAAAAACGAAAAAGUGGUUAUCAUUAAAAACCUAUUCGAUCCGAGCAUUUUCGAGAAGGAAGUGCAACUUAUAUUGGACUAUCAGAACGAUUUGCGGCAAGAGUGCAGCAAAUGCGGCACAGUUCGAAAAGUUGUUAUAUACGAUCGCCAUCCUGAAGGUGUCGGACAAGUUAACAUGGCCGAUCCUGAAGAAGCGGAUGUGGUAAUACAGAUGAUGCACGGACGAUUUUUUGGUCAGCGGAAGUUGAGCGCGGAGCAUUGGGAUGGAAAGACCAAAUACAAAGUUAUUGAGUCUGAGGCGGAGGUACAGAAACGACUGACUCAUUGGGAUCAGUAUCUAACGCAAGGAGAACAUGAACGAAAAGAUCAAGUAUCAGAGACGAAGGAGCCAACUACGAUUUGUACAAAUGAAGAUGAUAAAGAUAAACUAGAAAGAGAAUUAGAAGAAAGUGCGAUAUCUACUAUAUCUACCGAUUUGGGGGAGAAGGAGGAGUAAUUAGGCAUUUUCACGAGUUUAAAUAAAUAUGCUGUACUUCAUGGUCUCAGUAAAUGUAUUCAAUAUAUUUAAAAUAUAUUUUGAAAGUUUUUCAAUAUUUAAAAAACAUAAA
Anastrepha obliqua is the source of this 2131-nucleotide messenger RNA. It is a transcript of the gene barc, whose product is annotated as HIV Tat-specific factor 1. The record is from RefSeq and is a predicted model, not a curated record. Lineage: Eukaryota; Metazoa; Arthropoda; Insecta; Diptera; Tephritidae. Gene Ontology annotation, cellular component: U2-type spliceosomal complex; U2 snRNP. Bases 88 to 2019 code for a protein of 643 amino acids. The transcript has 8 exons. Gene Ontology annotation, biological process: mRNA splicing, via spliceosome. Gene Ontology annotation, molecular function: RNA binding.